Amoebophrya sp. A120 is the source of this 13437-nucleotide messenger RNA. The record is from the annotation of a GenBank genome assembly. Lineage: Eukaryota; Dinophyceae; Syndiniales; Amoebophryaceae.
UUUACAAAGAUGGAGGAGCUGACGAAGGCGGAGCAGAAAUUGUUCGAGACCAAGGCGAAAGUUUCGCAGGAAGCCGCGCACAUUUUGCUGCAGUUCUCGCCCAAAACCGAUUUGCCACUGCUAUCUUACAACACCGCGAAGCAGUUGCAAGACAUGCACCACGCGGUCACCGACCCGUACAACAUGCCGAAGACUUUCGAGAUGCUCGGGAAUCUGCGCGACCCGUAUUUGUACCCGGAAUCGGCGUACGAGUUCAUGGAGAACAUCCUGUCCGAGCAGUUCGCGUACACCGAGGUGGAAGACGAGGACGACGAGGACGAUAUGAACGAGCCGCUCUUCUUCAGCGAGCCGAAGGUCGCCUCCGUGCAGGUCGGGGGCACCGCCGGGUUUGUUUCCAACGUUUAUCAGCCACAAGCGCUGCCGGGGGCCGGCGUUGCACCUUCUAGGUUCUCGAGUAAGACGAUGUAUUUGAAUGACAUUUACGGAAACGACGACGUCCGGUACGAUCAGGAAACGACAUUUCUCCCUGGGCAUUUCUCGGUGGAGGAGGCGUUGUACGCGGUGACGAGGGAAUUGAUGAUGAAUACGACGUGCAAGAUUAUGUUCUUCAACUUCAUGCUGCGCACGAUCGAGGAUUUGGCCGCGAAAUCCGCACAGUUCGCGGUCGAGGAGAAGGGGCCGGAAUUCUACCAGGUCGAUUGGCACGACGUGGGUGAGGCGAACGAAUCCCUGCCGCCCGACCUCCGGGGGUCCAGCUGUGCGACGAGGACGCUCGUGAAGACUUUCAAGAACCGGAUUAUGAAGAUUGUGGCGCGGGAGCGGCAGAACGGCAUGAAGGAUCUGGUGAAAGAAUCAAGGAUGCGCUUGUUUCCACAUUUGAAGGAAUUAGAAGACAGGAUUGGCAAGGUUGUGGCGGAAGGAGGGAACAAAGGCACAGCAGCUGGAGCAGCAGCUGGCUCUCCCAGCGAAAAACAAGAAGCAGCACCGCAGGAAGAGAAGCGCACUUCGUUUAUCAACGUGGACACUUUGCGCUCGACAACGCGGAGGUUGCGCGCGUGGAUGUUCGGAGGCGAUUCCCCAGAUGUAGAGGAGGAGUCGGCUGGCGCGAAUGCAGCCGCAACCCCCACUGCUGUAGCAACGUCAACAUCUACUACCAAGGCGUCUACUGCGCAAGAAGACCAGCUGAAAAUCCCCCGGUCCUGGGGACCGGCGAUCGACGCGCGGGGCUUGGCAGAGGAGAUUUUGGUGCGACGGGAAUGGAGUUUGGAGCAACAUGCGCUCUCGCCUACGAGCAUUUUCCGGGUGGUGGCGCCGGAAGCCUGGCGCAUGGCGACGGGGGUGGAUCUGUACGACCAGUACCGAAGCAUGCGGAAAAGGCGCGAGUUGCUCCGGCUUCCGGGUCCCGAAGGAGAACAAACAAGCUCUUCAAUCCAGCCUGUCAUCCCCGUCCUCGACGAGAGUUUUGACGACCCACUAUCCGAAACCUCCCUGCGCCGCCGCGCCAUCGAGAUUCUCGCGCUCGACGCGUCUUCUCUACCGGACAACAGUCGGGAAGUCGCGACGUUGGUCGAAUCCCUGCGCUACAACAGCAUGCGGAACAUCCAGGAGAACCGGCUGCUGGAGGAGAAGUCCGAGGAGGAAAAGAGAAGAAAGCUGCAGACCCUCGGGGUCGCGAAUUCCAAAAACGACACGAUCUCCUUUCGCGGGGAAUCCAUCCUGCUCGACAGCAACCAGGUGCUCACGGUCACGCAGUACGAGAUCUCCGAGGUGCCCUACUUCGCGAUUCCGAAGGUGGACCGGGAUACGAAGGCGCUCUGUCGCUUCUGCGACCCGGCGAAGGAGGAGUUACUCCCUGGCGCUUUUGUCUACGACAACGUCAACUGCCCGGUUUGCGACUACCACUACGAGUACCGCUCGCUGAAGUGCCCGAAGGGAACGGAGUCUCUGUUCCGCUCGUCCCAGCCAGACGACUGCAAGCAGACGGGGACGGUUAUUGCCGCGAUGAACGCGUACGUUUGUUACCCGCCGCGCAUCUGUUGGGAGACCAACUACCGUCGCGAGAUGGAGAACAAGCCGCGGCCCGAGGGCGAGGCGCUAUACAUCCCGAGCACCGAGGAGUUCUGCGGCCCUCGGCUCCCCGUCUCCGCUUUGUGCGGCAUGAACUACCCGCAAUUCCUCACCGGGGGCAUGCAGCCCCUGGAGGCGGUGAAGGCGAACCCGAUGAUCAAGAAGUCCUUCGUGUGGGGAGACCCGCUGCCGAAUAGUAACAAGGUGGUGACGUUUUUGGGUUACGACCCGGACAUCGAGUGUGUCGAGUUCCCCAACGACUGUACGUGGCCGAUCCAGAAGGUGUCCAUGCAGCCCAUGGACAUGAUCGUGCUGCAGAUGAACUUCACGAAGGUGCACCAGGAUAUCCGGUACAACGCGCAGGGCGGUGGACAUUACCUGAUCUACAUCAUGACCAGCUCCUUCGAAAAUCUGCUCUUGUCCGAGGGCUCGACUGCAAGAAAUAGGCUAUUGGCAGGUCACGCCCUGCCCCCGUACUUCAAACGCGAGCGAAAUGAUAAGUUGCACCACUACUUCGAGAUCAAGGUCUUCGCCCUGUACGCGUUAGAUAUCCGCGUCGAGAUCCAUUUAUUGCACGGCAUCCACUUACCGCGACUCGCUUCGUUCAACGAGACGAUAGAUUUGAAACUGUACUCCCCCUUCCGGACCUGGGCGGGCACGCGGAAGUUCUUCAUUGCGUUGCUGGACAAGGAUUUACUGAACAACGGGGAGUACGAACUGCCCUACAACAUGCCGCCCGACCAAGCGAACGUCGCGAAAACCGGGGAGAAACAGAUCCUGAUCGACUUGGCCCGGUACGAGUCCCCGGAUUUCAACAACGAGCCGCAGAACGUGCUAAACGAUGGUGAAGAGGACGCUUUGUUCUCCCUGCAGACCCAAAGUAACAUCUUCUGGAACGUGGAGCGGAUUCAGACGGUGGCGAUGAGCUGGAUCCCGUUCUUUUCGAACUGUGAGGACUAUGACAGCCACAUCGUGUUCUGGGACUUGCUCGAACAGCCGGAGGGGAGGUUGGACAAGAAGCGCGGGCGCUGCGUAUCCUGAGUAAAAACGUACCCACCCCAGAGUCGAGAUGGGGAAUUUGCAACACAAACCUAGGAGUUUUAGGAGUCACGCGUGACAAGUUUCAGUCCGUAAGGUAGUGCAAGUUAGCAAGGAAAGCCGCAUCACAAAUCCACCCUCUGAUCCUGUUUACAGCAUUACAAGUUCCAAAACACGAUUGGAAAUGGCUCUCAUGGGGAUGCGCAUCACAAAUGUUCCUGUCGUGGCAAAUCUGCAUGACAACUAUGGCGUGGGUACGUUUUUACUCAGGAUACUGCGACGUCGAGGAGCCGGACGAGGAGGCGUGUCCGAACGCGGCCGAGGGGCUAUGCAUUGCAAAUAUGUCUGGGUCUGGAAUAAAAGUGGAAUUUGAAUUUGUAUUGCGUGUCUUGCAUUCCUAGAAAAUCUGCGUUGCGUGAGCAGCAGCAGAGCCGCUUCCUUUGUCAUGCGAAAACGCAAUUUGUAAUGCGUGCUAGACAUUAGAAAGCGUUUAAAAAACUUGCCAUGCGUGGCUGCCAUGGCAGGCGUUGCAAUUAGCAGCGAGUCUGCAUCACAGGUUUCCAGACCGAGACAUAUUUGCACUGCAUAGGGGGGCCAGGAUGACGAUUGCGAAAUUUACGAUAAGGACGAGGUGAAGCCGGUGGCAGAGUUGUUCUUGGACUUCAACACGAUGGAGAUCAUCAUCGAGCCCACGGCGGACAACUGCGAGUUUGUGCUGAAGUGCAGCUACGAGGAAGAGAAGUCCGAGGAUAACAUGAAUACCGUCUGGCGCGAAAUCGAGGAGGAAGAAACCAGCAUCUACUACAUCACCCGCGAUCCCAUCGAAUACGAGAUCUACAUGGAACCGUCCGACUUCUGGGAAGAAAAUUUCCUCGGCACCGACGACUUGGUCCCCGUGGGCUUCGGCGCGGAGGAGCGUGAGGGGCCGUACCCGCGGCACGUCACGUUCAACAUGGACUUCUACCAGAUGACGCCAGGGAGGAAGCGGUUAAUCGGGGCGGAGAUGUCCUUAGGCGAAUUCGACGACGACGAUGCGGAAGUUGGGUACUGGCUAUUGAUCACGUUUUACCAAAAGGAAAAAUCCCCCCUCCCCAUAUCAAACCGAAGUUUCUGAUGCUGGAUUUGCGUACUCAAAUCAGAUCUGUCUUGCUGGCGAGGACUGCAGGCUCCUGCCGAGCCUGAGUAGAGAGCUUUUGGCCUAGACGCUUAGCAUGAGAAACGUCUAUGCUGUAGGCCCAACAGCAUGACAAACCGCCUGCAUAGUGCGGCAGAGCCUGCGGAGUUGUCUUCUUGCAAGACAGACUUGAUUUGGGAUCUCAAAUCAGCAAGACAAAUUUUCGGAAACAUACCAACCUUUUCGAUAUGGGGAGGGGGGAUUUUUCCGCUCAAUACGUUUGCCGCCAUGGACUGGCCCGACCUGAUGAACAACUUCCAGCUCGGAACGCCGGUCUACAUGGUGCUCUAUGCGGUCGUGGGUCUCGCCUCCGUCUUUAUGUGUGUUGCGGCCUGGUGCAUGGUGCGGCUCGGGUCGAAGAACAUGCGGCAGCCGCCCGUCGAUUUGUUUGAGUCGUAUGAGUUUAUGCUCUUCUGGCCGCUCCAGGGGGUUUUGAUCGCGUCCGUGCCGGUCAUGGUCUUGUUCGGGAUAAUUGUAAUGAUCACCGAAGUGGACCCCACCAGGACGGUGCCCUGCGAGUUCAUCCGCCUCGACGAGAUGGGUGCAAUUGUGGAUAAAAAAUGUCUCCAGGGGAGGUCCGGGGUGUCGUUCUUCCUUGCUGGCUUCUUUAUGCUCUGGUCGGGUUCGAAACUCAUCGUCCCGAAGUUGCGGGUGGAAGAAAGUCAGUACUUGCUCACGCAAAACACGGUGAGACUCACGACCACAGAACUCAUCCCCGUUCCGCCCGCACAGAAGACUCUCGUGGAGCAACUCCCGAUCCGGUGGAAGCGGUGCCACCUGAUCUGGUGCUCGAUGCUGAUCACAUUACCCCUGGUUGUAAUGUUGGAGUUUUCCUACGCCGGAUUUUUCGGAGAAAACGCCGUCGAAUUUAUCGUCGGAUUUCGCGUGUUAUGCAUUGCAAAAGCAUCGUACUCUGCAGUACCAAUAGCACUUGAAAAAAAUUAGAGCCUGUCAUGCGCGAUCACGUAUAGAAAAAAAAGCAGAUCUACUGUCAUGUCUUCCGACUGCUAUCAGUACGAGCGCGAUACUUUUGCACACUGGAUAGCCGUUCAUGAUGUUCACGGAGGGAGUUUUGUCUAAAGCAGUUCGGGAAGCCCUGCUCGUCGGCCCGUUGUCCGCGGCCUGCGAGGUCGUGUUGUUUGUGGCAACAAUGGGUGCCGAUGAUUUCAUGGACUUCAUUGACGGUUACUUCACCGAGUUGGUGCUGGCCAUUGGGGAGCGGCUGUUGCUCGGAUCGAUCAUCGCAUUAGUGGACGAAACCGCGGCGGCUGCGAUCAAGUGGGUGCGCAGCAGGGGCUGGUACUGGAUGGUCAGGUCGAUUUUCAAAUCGGAACGAGUUGGCGGAAAGGGCGGAGGAAUCAUCUACAACGUGAAUGACCCGGACGAUGCGGAUUCUCAGGCCGAGGAAGAAGACGAAGAGGAGGAGGAAGAAUACGAAAGGAGAUUUCAAUUCUGAUAUUUUUGUCCUGAGGCUGAGCUGAUGUGCUUGUGACCAAAAGCUGCAAAGUGAAAGUUGAACUGCGUUGUUCCAAUCUGAUUCACUUAUGGCUUGCUUUGCAGAAUAAAGGAAAAGGCUACGAUGAUCCGCCGCUAGGGUCGUGACUACAAGUACUGACUUCUACUUUACACAGCUCAUAACUUCACGAGCCAGCAGCAGCAUUGGGCGUCCAGGAUGAAAACUACGCAUUUCCUUUCCAUACCCCGGACGAAGAGGAAGAAGAGGAUAUGGGAUUCUCAAAUGUUACAUUCUCGGCUGUUACAUGAUUUACCAUGCAGAAUGGUCAUCGGCAUCGGCGCGAUAAAGCUGGCGCGCGUGACAAAUUCAAAGUCUCGAAGGGGUAAGUAGCAUGGAAGUCCCUUGCAAAUUUGUAUACGCAAGAGGCGCAAAGUACCCCCACCCAAUUUUGCUACUCUUGCAGUGCAAAUUCAUGUAACAGCUGUGAGUGUAACGCUUGAAAAGUCCAUAGAGGAGGAGGCGGUCGUGGAAGAGGCCAUGGAGGAGCACAUCGGUGGUGGUGGCGCGGUACGCAUCGCAAAUGUGUCUGUGUCUGGAAUCACGAAUCGCAUUUGUGAUGGUAACUUUCGACUAAAGACAAAGACCUGCAUUGCAUAACAAGCAACAAUGGAAUGCACUAGAUUGUUGCCGCUCGGACGAGGCGUUUCUCGUGCAGGAUAGACAUGAGCAAGUCUUCGCUUGUUUACCUCUGAUGCUGGGACAUGCAUCACCGUCUUCGCGGGCGGUCAUGUAAAAUCUAAAUCUGCAUAUACAAUCUUCCAGAAGUAGGUUCAGAGUACAUUUGCAAUGCAUAUGCGGCCAUGGCGUUGAUCCUUUCGCCGAUCGUGCUGGUCGCGAUCUUUAUCUUCCCGCUGACCACGGAAAUCCCCGCGCAGUACGGAAUCAGAAUCGGGGACUUGAUCUUUUACAUGUUGUUCGGUAUUCUGAUGGCCCCGUUUCAGGUGAUGAUGGACAUCAUUCUGAACAACGCGGUGGAGAUCCAGGCCGGGGUGAAGAUCUUUGACUACAUGAUGUACGCGAAAUACCGAUGGAGGAACCGGUACUGACUUUAUUUUUAUUUGCGAGAAUGAAUUUGCUGGGCUCGCUAGCAUCGAUCUGCGGGUAGGAGGGGAGGGAUCCAAAAAUCGUGAGGUAUCAAAGUGCGUCAUACCGUGGGGAAAAGGCCUUCUUAAUCGCCAAAAUUACAAUUUUCGUUUUGGACCCAAAACCGCGAGGGGGCAAAGUGCGUCAGAGCGUGCGGGGAAGCUGAUGUUAUUGUUGCGUUUUUUUGGGCUUGCUGGCACUCGGGAAGGCCGGGGUGGCCCAAAAUCGUGAGGGGGCAAAGUGGCCGACAGCAUCGGGGAUAGGCUUUCCUAAUCGCGAAAUUUGCAAUUUUUGUCCCGGGCCCAAAACCGCGGGGGGGCAAAGUGCGUCACAGCAUGGGGAAUAGCUCAUCUUAUUCCGAAAAAUUGCUGGCGAUGAGAUUGGCAGGGGACCCAAAAAUCGUAAGGUAUCAAAGUGGGUCAUACCGUGGGGGAAAGGCCUUCUUAAUCGCCAAGUUUGCAAUUUUGGUUUCGGGCCCAAUACCGCGAGGGGGCAAAGUGCGUCACAGCGUGCGGGGAAGCUGAUCUUAUUGUCCCGUUUUUUUGGGCUCGGUGGGACUCGGGGAGCCCGGGGUGGCCCAAAAUCGUGAGGGGGCAAAGUGGGCGAUAGCAUCGGGGAUAGGCUCUCCUAAUCGCGAAAUUUGCAAUUUUUGUCCCGGGCCCGAAACCGCGGGGGGGCAAAGUGCGUCACAGCAUGGGGAAUAGCUCAUCUUAUUCCGAAAAAUUGCUGGCUUCGCCAGCAGCUGAGAUUGGUAGGGGACCCAAAAAUCGUAAGGUAUCAAAGUGGGUCAUACCGUGGGGGAAAGGCCUUCUUAAUCGCCAAAUUUGCAAUUUUGGUUUCGGGCCCAAUACCGCGAGGGGGCAAAGUGCGUCACAGCGUGCGGGGAAGCUGAUCUUAUUGUCCCGUUUUUUUGGGCUCGGUGGGACUCGGGGAGCCCGGGGUGGCCCAAAAUCGUGAGGGGGCAAAGUGGGCGAUAGCAUCGGGGAUAGGCUCUCCUAAUCGCGAAAUUUGCAAUUUUUGUCCCGGGCCCGAAACCGCGGGGGGGCAAAGUGCGUCACAGCAUGGGGAAUAGCUCAUCUUAUUCCGAAAAAUUGCUGGCUUCGCCAGCAGCUGAGAUUGGUAGGGGACCCAAAAAUCGUAAGGUAUCAAAGUGGGUCAUACCGUGGGGGAAAGGCCUUCUUAAUCGCCAAAUUUGCAAUUUUGGUUUCGGGCCCAAUACCGCGAGGGGGCAAAGUGCGUCACAGCGUGCGGGGAAGCUGAUCUUAUUGUCCCGUUUUUUUGGGCUCGGUGGGACUCGGGGAGCCCGGGGUGGCCCAAAAUCGUGAGGGGGCAAAGUGGGCGAUAGCAUCGGGGAUAGGCUCUCCUAAUCGCGAAAUUUGCAAUUUUUGUCCCGGGCCCGAAACCGCGGGGGGGCAAAGUGCGUCACAGCAUGGGGAAUAGCUCAUCUUAUUCCGAAAAAUUGCUGGCUUCGCCAGCAGCUGAGAUUGGUAGGGGACCCAAAAAUCGUAAGGUAUCAAAGUGGGUCAUACCGUGGGGGAAAGGCCUUCUUAAUCGCCAAAUUUGCAAUUUUGGUUUCGGGCCCAAUACCGCGAGGGGGCAAAGUGCGUCACAGCGUGCGGGGAAGCUGAUGUUAUUGUUGUGUUUUUUUGGGCUCGCUGGCGCUCGGGGGGCCCAAAAUCGUGAGGGGGCAAAGUGGGCCAUGGCAUCGGGGAUAGGUUUUCCUAAUCGCGAAAUUUGCAAUUUUUGUCCCGGGCCCGAAACCGCGGGGGGGCAACGUGCGUCACAGCAUGGGGAAUAGCUCAUCUUAUUCCGAGAUUUGUUGCAUGUGGGAUCGCUGAUGUUAUUCCGAGAAUUUGCUCGGCUUGCCACAAUCCCCAACCCCAUGCCUGAAAAGUAAGGAAACCCAAAACCCCGUUGUAUUUUGCCACGUUGUGCUGUGCCAAACCCCACCACAGGCUGGUCCGCUGGAUGUUCGACGACCCGCGGUUCGAUCGUACCGUGAACGAGACCGUGCAGUCGGUGAACCACCUGUGUUUCUCGCCGCAGUACUACUUCAUCCAGUGCUACUUCACCUGGGGCAUUGUGCUGAUCAUCCUGGCGAUCACGGUCAUGUGCCGCGCGCAGUUCAACCCGUUGGAGGACCCGGCGUUUGGGUACUUUAUGCAUUACAAAUAUGUCUGGGUUUGGAAGAAUGCAAACUUGUGAUGCGCCUUUCACAACACAUACAGAUCUCUCAUGCAUAGGCAGCAAGCGUUGCCCACUUUCUGUCACCAAAAUGGGGUAUUUGUCACGCGGAUUCUGCAUUGUGGAAGCAAAGCUUCUCGAAACCUGUGAUGCUAGAGCUUCCAUGCCAGACCUUCUGCGUCAUGCAAAAACAGCAUGACUCUUCCAGACCCAGACAUAUUUGCAUUUGAUAUACUUCGUUUUGCAGCAGUUCUUCGCCAACAGGAUGCUGGAUAAGCUGGUCCGGUUAUCGAAAGGAAAAAUCCCCCCUCCCCAUAUCAAAACGGAAUUUCUGAUGCUGGAUUUGUGUACACAAAUCAGGUUUGUAUUGCAGAGAGGCACUGCGGCCAGAUUCCCAGGCGCUAGGUAGGGGCGUAUGGGUCUAGUUGUUCAGCAUGGCAAGCGGGUCACUUUUAGGGCCAAUAGCAUGACAUAUCGCUUCCAUAAUGGGGCGGAAGCUUCUGCCCUUGUCUUCUUGCAAGACAAAUGUGAUUUGUGGCCCCAAGUCAGCAACGCAAAUUUUCGGAAACGUACCGUCUCGAUAUGGGGAGGGGGGAUUUUUCCUCUCAAUACCGGUUCAUUUCCUUUUUGAUCUGGCAACCGCCGAAGGCCAGCGUCGCGGCGAAGAAGUUUUACCGGGAGGUGACGCGAAAUUUGAAGGUAAAGCAGCAGGAAUACCAUUCCCACCAGUGGCGAAGCACGUUCUACAGGAAACACAAGCACUGGAUCCUGCAGAACUUGGAUUUGGUACAGCUAAUUUAGGUUCUAUUCAGACUUGUGAUAGCAACAGCACUCACUGUCACAUUGAUUUCUUUUCAACCCAUUCGCGAGGGUGGUGUGGUGGUGUUUUCAUGCAGUGUAUGGGUGGAGAAGGAGAACGAGGAGGAACACCACCACCAGCCCGGAGCGUUAAAGGCAGGUGGAAGAUGUUGACCGGUAGUGCGACAGAUUUUCCGUGAAUGCGAGGGUGUUAUGUACUUGUAGAAGAAAAAAACUUCACAAAACGUCUUUCUUUGCUUUGAAAAUUGCAACUAUGCGUGGAUGUAGUAGAAGAAAUCAAAAUCACGGGAAUCAGGUGCGGUUUGAGGAUGAUCUCAACAUGCAAAAACCGCUUCUGGCCGUAAACUCUGAUUUUGCAUCUAAAAACCAGCUGUAUCAGCUGCGGAUUCGGAAGGAAAAUGGAUACAGUUUCAGGCUCAUGUCACCGAGCGGCGGAUCCGGCAGCACGUCAGAUUCCCUGAAGCCUCCACAAUGCUUUGAAGUUGAUGAGACGUCAAUGUUUUGUCCUUAAUAAAAAUAAAAUUUUAAAACUUCGCGGAUUUGCUUCCGCGAUAAAAAUAAAAUUUUGAAAUUUCGCGGAUUGGACUCACUACAUUUCAUGUUUCUCAACUAUGAAAUAAGCAAACGUCAAGGCGUGGGUGAUGGUUCUGGUGACUCGUUCAGCGCUUUUAUUGAUUUUCGUAUCAAUAAAAAUAAAAUUUUCAAAUUUCGCGGAUUGUUCUCCACGAAAAUUGUUGAACUUCAAGCAUAAACCACACCCAGAUGCGUGCUGGAAGCGUAUUGGCGAGUAUUGAUGAGCUCAAGUGAGCGCUUUGAAGCUGCUGGAGCUUGUUCGACUGGGGAUAAAAGCUAAAUUUUUAAAUUUCGCGGAUUUUCGACAUGAAUAAAAAUAAAAUUUUGAAAUUUCGCGGAUUGGAACUCCCUAUCCGACUUCUCGUCGCUGCGCGCCUACAAGCUCAUUACCCUCGGUCGUCCUCAUCGCCUCCUUCGAUGCGGUGAAGAAGAGUGCUCACUUCGGACCAAUUCCGAGCACACGCUCGGUUUUAGCUCGGAAAUCGCACUUGCACGCCGGCGAAGCGAUAUAGCGCAGUUUGUAUGUGGGUUCUGUAUACUAGGGUGGAGCUACUAGUACAACGUCACUGUUGUGCAAAAAUCCACUUUGUUCAUUCAGAUUCGGAAAAAUUUAAUAUCAUAGGUCUUCACUCCGCGUUCCAUGCGCCGGUACCGCAACGUUCUGGAUGACGCGUACCAGAAAGUUCUCAACCUUUCCGAUGAGAAACAGUACUCAGUGAUUCGGCAGAAAGAAGAGAGAAUAGAGACCGAAAACGUCGCCUCGCAGGACAUGGUGCGCGAUGAGGAUCUGUCGGCGCUGAUCAAGAUGGGCCAGAAGAACCUACCCAUUCUGGAUAUCGACCGACAGAUGGCCGAGGAGGCUCUGGCACAGGAAAGGAAAGAGCAGUGGGCGUUGUACCCGAUACCCGGGUUCAAGGAAGAGCGAAUGGAAGAGGAAAAGGUAGAAGAUUUGCAUAGUAGUUUUUUUUUCCUCUUAUUUUGCAUAUAUUUAUGAAAAACACAAAGUGACACUUGUAAUUUUCUUUCUUGACGACCUUGUUGGUUUCCAAUCUAUCAGGCAAAAAUUACGCGAAAAAAAUCCACCUCCAUCAGAUCAUGCCUCUCGCCGGUCUGUCUCUCGUGUCCUGGCUCCGGACCGCGCGCAGACACGUGGAGAUGCUUCGAUUGGCCGAAAAGUGGCGCACGGAAACAGAGCUGCUGGACUACUGCGAGACGUGCGGUGUCCGUGGGGACGAUCCACGGGCGAAUCAAGAGAACGAUUCCCCCUGGGCGCCACUUGGGCCGAAGCUGAGGAUGUACGAUUUCCACGACUUACCCGCGUUAGUUGCGAGGUUCGAGGAAAGGUAUUGCGGUCAGUCGAGCGAGGAUUUGAUCGACCAGGCGGACAUCCAAGCGCUCGGACUGCCCGGUGGAGAUUUGCCAAAGGAAAUCUUGGCCAUGACGCUAGAGUCGAAUUCGGUAAUCGAUCCGUAUGCCGCCAGUCUCAAUCCCAACGCCGCGCAGAUGGAGGAGGAGAAGGGAGUAGAAGGGAAGUUGGCCGAUAUCUUCAAGAAAAAGGAAAACGAGAUGGACGCCGAGACGAAGGAACAGCACCGGCAGUACGUCGAGGAGAUGCAGAGACAGGCAAACGAGGUCUUGCAGAAAAAACUCGAUCAGGGUGGCAACACGGUGGACGGCGCCAUGUACAACGGGGCGACAUUCAACCCGCUGCUGUGGAAGCAGUAUCUCACUAGGCAGCAUCUGUUCGCGACGUUGUGCUGGCGGUGCGGACAUGUUCUCGGUUUGGUAAGAACCCCCACGGCGUCUGUCGCAUCGGAAGACGCGGAUGAGCCCGAGGAUCCGGAGAUGAGCCGGCAGCUGAUGAGCUCCGACAGCGACGAGGACGAAAACGUCGACGAAGUCGCGGAGGUCUUCCCGGAAUGGCUGGAAGUGCACAUUGCGGCGAAGACACGCGAGCAGAUGUUGCUGUGGAGUCGGUUGGCCAAACAGAACCUGCGGGAAAGGAAGAGGUUGGCAUUGAUGGACAAGACGUGAAAAAGAAGCGUCAGAAAGAAAAAGAUCAAUACGUAGGACUACACGCUAGUCUACAAAUAAGAAAGAGCUUCAGUUUCCAGUUUCUCAUAAUUACUAUUCGUUUCGUUCCUAAGUGUUGAUGUAGCACGUAAAGGCUGUGUCAAAAAAAGAACUACCCGUAGUUCUACCCGUAGCGCGGUUUCACAGUCUUUUUGAGGUGAUCCGACGUGAUCGCAGUUCGCGAAAUUUUACGUAUGGCUUUGAUGCAAACAGCGUCGUUACAGUUUCAAAUUAGUGCAGUGUCUGAAAGAGAAGUUGCGUUUCAAGGAUUGAUUUUAGUGACCCAAAAAAAGAAAGGAGAGCGAAGAAGGACCGCUCUCCCUCUUCAUGCACUAUGAGCGCCGUAUUCUUUAUCUUUUCUCUUUUAAAACUCUAACUCAUCAAGCAGCAAGAAGACACGAUCUAUUAGAGAUUCUAUUUUCAUACAGAGCGCAGCGCCAGCCGUGCUGGCAGUGCGUGGAAUGGCCAUGAGUGAUACUUCUUUGGAUUUUGCAUCAGCAACUGCUUCAGGGCAUGCAUUGAAAAUUCGCAGUUGAACAGUAAAAAAUCUGUUUCUGCCACGUAGAUAAAGAUCAGUGGCAAAACGGCAAGCAGUAGCUGCAGCUGCAUUGCGCUGGCACAGUAGUCGCUAGGCCGAUUCCUAGAAAACGACCUCAGCGGCGGUGCCGGUGCACCGCCAGCUAGUUGCUGCUAACUAGUCCGUAAGUGAUAAAACUUCUUCUUGAUACGAUUUAAUAUACCAGAUUGAUCAGUGCUAUAAUAAUACCUUUUUCGUUUCGUACUCGUAGCUUUGAUGAGCAAGAUAAGCCGCGGUUUGGUUGGAAGAUAAACGCACAAAGUAUGGUCCAUGAGGAGAUUUUUUUGAAAUUCUAACUCUUCAUCGCUCCGUCUCCGUACUUAUCGUGGUUUC